AUGGCCUUGACCGUGAUGAAGCAUUUCAGCACUUGGGACAAACACGCUGCUGACUUUGGCUUCAAAGCACCGAGAUUUGAGAAACUCAUCAUGCGAGUUGUCAUGACCAUUGAGCCGCUACUCUCGGAACAGCUGAUCGUUUGCCCGACGAUGACCUCCUUGACUGCGGCAGGCAGGCUGUUUUCGAACUUCCCAUAUGCCCUAUACGCUUUUGACGUGAAGUUCCAACCUUCCUUGCGGCCAACGGGACGAUUCGCGGAAAAAAAGCACUAUUUCAGUGGUAAGCACCACCUGUAUGGUUACAGGAUCGAGGCGGUGGUAUCACCGGAUGGGCGCUGUGUUGCAAUGAUCGACGCACAUCCUGGGUCUGUGCAUGAUCUUACCAUCCUGCAUACACGCUGUGAGCUGCACACGACCAACUUGACCAAGUCUGCCUGCGAAGCUACUUUGCCUGACAAUGGUGAACUGUCAGCUGAGUACUUGGUGACAUGGGCUUUCCUCGUGGACAUGGAGUACAUUGGUGUUCACCAUACGCUGCAUGGAAUCCAUCCGAAUCGCCGCCCGCAGAAUGGAGCCUUGGACGCCGCUGACGUGGAGCGCAACCGCCAGGUGUCGUCCGUCCUUGUGGUAGUGGAGAACUUCAUUGGCCGCGUGUGCUCCUUCUGGAAGGUGUCCCACGCCACUUUCACAUGGGGUGAGAAGAUCGAUGGAGUCUUUCAACGCACGACAUUUGCGUUGACUAACUUUCACCUCUCGUUGAUGCCCGCGCGCGCUAAAGACGAAGACUACUAUGCAUUGGUCAUGGCGCGCUACCAAGGAAUGUCGAACGAACGCAAGCGAAAGUGUGCCGAGUCUCAGCGCCGCUAUCGCAUGAAUCGCCAGAAUCGUAUUGCCAUUGACCGAUCUGUUCGCUACAUGCAUAGUUCGGUCAUUUAG
Messenger RNA from Aphanomyces astaci, 936 nucleotides. RefSeq lists its product as hypothetical. NCBI's taxonomy places the organism in Eukaryota, Oomycota, Saprolegniomycetes, Saprolegniales, Verrucalvaceae. The record is from RefSeq and is a predicted model, not a curated record. The transcript is spliced from 2 exons. Bases 1 to 936 code for a protein of 311 amino acids.